Molecule: messenger RNA, 462 nt
Organism: Caenorhabditis remanei
Lineage: Eukaryota; Metazoa; Nematoda; Chromadorea; Rhabditida; Rhabditidae
Exons: 3
Coding region: 1-462 (153 amino acids)
Source: RefSeq, a predicted model, not a curated record
AUGUCAAAAAUUGCAAAAAGUCACGGAAGCCUAGGAACCACCAGUCCAUUUGGAAAGUCGAUAACCUUGCACAACAAAGCAUACACUGUCGCAAGAUUGACACUUCUCUCCGAUAUCGACAGGCUUUAUGAAAAGCUUAACAAUAAUCUGUCCAAAAAAGAAAAAAAGUUGAUCUACGAGAAAAUCAAUAACAAAGUGAUUGAAUGGAAUGAAAUUUACUCAUUAAAACAUGAGCUAGAUUUGCAUGGAAUGACGGCGGAAGCAGCAGUGAAGUAUGUGGAGAAGAUGGUAAAAGCAAAAGGUCACAUAGAAGAUUUGUUGAUUGUGACGGGACAAGGACAUCACUCUUCGGAGAAGAUACUAAAAAUCAAGCAGAAAUUGUUAUCGCGAUUCAAGUCCCGAGUGAAAAUCAAUCAGUUCAACCCAGGACAACUGACAUUGGAGAAGCGGUCAAAGCUAUAA